AUGGAUGUGUGUGAGGGAUUGAGGGUUCCAGUUGGACAUAUGUCAGGAACUGGUGGGUUGGGGUUGACGGCAGGGGGUGGAGGAACCGCGACUAGUAGUGUUUUUUCCGACCUCAGGGAGCUUAACGAGGCAAAGGUGUCGAACAUUCUUUCAUACCUAGAUGACGUUGUUUCUACGAGACCCCCGUUUCCCGCAUCAUUUGGCCCUUCAGCGUGCCGUGACGUAUACAUGCCAGCAAAUAUUUCGGAUGGUGGUGUGGCGUUGGCACCGUCGGCUGCCCUACUACAGCCUUCUACGCAGUUACCACCGUUUGGCGGUUCGGCUUCAUGUCUUACGUCGCACAUAAUAGGGUGUGGACCCGACGUUCGCAGCGAUGUUUACCACGGUAUCAAGGCUAAAAUAUCUGCCUUACAGUUCAGCAAUGAUGAGCUGAGGGCUGAAAACGAAGAACUGAAGGAGCGAGUCAAGAUGGCGCGGGAGAGGGAAGCGGAGCGUCUUGGAAGCCAGGAAGCCGCGGCUCGCAACGAGCUGGAAGGGCUCCGCAAGAAGCUACGGGAGACGGAGCGCAACUACGAACGCGUGGUGCAAGAGUUUCAGCGCGAAAGGUCGCAGUUGACCCAGGCAGUGGAGUCUGUUACGUCUCAACUACGGCAAGAGAUGUCUCGGCGGGAGGAGGAGAUCGCCAGACUUGAGUCUGCGAACGCGACCGCCAUAGCGCAACUUAAGACCCGGUGGCAAGCUCAGGAGAAGGCUGCUCGCGAGAAGUGGAGGAUAGCCGAGGCGAAACGCAUAAAGGAGAACACCCUCCAGUCGUUAGAGCCUGAUAUCGUGUUGUUGUUGAACAGGCACAAGGCGGAAAAGGCGCGUAUGCGGGAAGAGUUCGAGAACGAACUACGACAGCGGGAUGAGGUUAUUGCGGCAAAGGAGGCGACACUCGAAGAGUCCAGGGCGCGGUUGGAGCGUGAGGCAUCUGCAACUCGGGCUCGAGAGCAACAGGAGUUCCGGGAUCGACUCAAGGAGGAGAUGGACCGCGUGAAUCGCCAGUUGGAGGAGGAGCGGCGCCUCGCUAAGCAGAAGCACGACGAUUUGGAGAUAUUUGCAGAAGACCGGAAGAAUACGAUGCAGCGCGAAAUUUCACAGCUGCAAAAAGAGGUGUUCACUUUACGUGAAGCCGCUGCAACGGAAAAGGCAAAAAUACAUGAUGAGGUAGCCCGGGAGGUAGCGAACAUUACGGCCAACUCGAACCAGAUUGUUUCUGACCUCAAAGAGAAACUUAUGCUGGAGUUCAGCCGACGGGAGCAAGAGACGAAGGCGUACAAUGUGCAGUACUUGGCCGCUCGCGAGGAAGAGUUACGGCAUAAAUUCGAGGCGGAGCGUGAUGCCGCUGUUGCAGAGGUUACCCGUCGCGCAGAGCAGCAACAUCUACAGACCCUGAUGGAAUCACAUGGGGCCGACAGCGUCCUCCGCGACCGCUGUGCGCAGAUGGGUCGCGAAAAUGAACGGCUUCGGGCGGAAGUCGAGCUGCUGCAGGGCAAUUUGAGGAGUGUUGUAGAGGAAAUUGGACGGAAGGAGGAAGAAAUGUCACGUUUGCGCGAAACCUCGGACUUAACAAAUCAGCGAGUGAAGGAGAUACAGGAGAAAGUACGAGCUGAGGAUGAGGCAAGGAUGCAUGUGCUAGAUUCGGAGUGGCAGCGAAAACUGCGUCAGUUUGAGAUCAAACACGUGGAGGAAGUGGGUGCCAUGCAGCAUGAGCUGGAGAAAGUCACCAUAGAGCUCCAGGCUGUGAAGAACGCAGCCGCUUUAGAGCAACGAAGCAUAGAACAAAAGCAUAAUGCUGAAUUGACGAGCAUUAACGAGCGAGUGCUUGUGGCGCUUGCUACGAAGGAUAACACUCUAAGAGCACAAACGGAGCAGAUUAGCGUACUGCAGGAGGCAAUUAGGUUGAGAGACGAGCAAAUUGCCAGACACCGUGAGCUUCUAUGA
Messenger RNA from Trypanosoma brucei brucei TREU927, 1983 nucleotides. RefSeq lists its product as hypothetical. Gene Ontology annotation, biological process: intraciliary transport involved in cilium assembly. The transcript has a single exon. Bases 1 to 1983 code for a protein of 660 amino acids. Lineage: Eukaryota; Euglenozoa; Kinetoplastea; Trypanosomatida; Trypanosomatidae. The record is from RefSeq and is a predicted model, not a curated record.